This is a messenger RNA of Astyanax mexicanus (Mexican tetra), 4503 nucleotides long. It is a transcript of the gene insig1, whose product is annotated as insulin induced gene 1. The transcript has 6 exons. Gene Ontology annotation, cellular component: endoplasmic reticulum; SREBP-SCAP-Insig complex. Gene Ontology annotation, biological process: cellular response to insulin stimulus; cholesterol biosynthetic process; SREBP signaling pathway. NCBI's taxonomy places the organism in Eukaryota, Metazoa, Chordata, Actinopteri, Characiformes, Acestrorhamphidae. Bases 231 to 974 code for a protein of 247 amino acids. The record is from RefSeq and is a predicted model, not a curated record.
GCGCUUCGUUUUUCUUUGCAGGGCGCGUGAGGAGCUGAGAACGGGAACAGGCUUGGGAGGAAAUGAGCUUUUACUUUUAGUUUUAUUUCAUUAAAACAACGCCUCAGUUAGAAAGUUAAAGUAUGUAACCAGAAACAAACAGUAGAAAAGAGUCUGCAAAUAUAGGGUUUAUUUUUUUCGACAUUUAAAAAGAAGAUCAGGAGUGAAACCGAGAAGAAAUCGAGAGCCCCAUGCCUAAGCUGGAGGACCGCUGCUGGAGCUGCUCUUGUUCCCCCGGUAUGAAGUCGGAAGGGUUCCCGCUGGCCUCCAGGGCCCGGGAGGUGAUGUCCGGGGUGGCCGGGUCUGUGAGCGAGGCUUUCGCCUCUGUCCGCCGGCUCCACUCCACCAACCUGGUCCGCCGCGGUCUGGUUCUGUUCACCGUCGGCGUUUUCCUCGCUCUGGUGCUUUACCUGCUGCAGAUACGGAAAAACGUCGUGCUGUUUCCAGAAGAAGCUCUGGACACGUUAUAUUCCUCCUCGUGGUGGAUCCCUCUGGGGUGCGGAACCGCAGCCGCUGUGGUUGGCUUGUUAUACCCGUGCCUGGACAGCCACCUCGGUGAGCCUCACAAGUUCAAGAGGGAGUGGGCCAGCGUCAUGCGAUGCAUCGCCGUGUUUGUGGGCAUCAACCACGCCAGUGCUAAACUGGACUUCGCCAACAACAUGCAGCUCUCUCUGACUCUGGCCGCUUUGUCUCUGGGUCUGUGGUGGACUUUUGAUCGGUCAAGAAGUGGCUUUGGCUUGGGACUGACCACUGCUCUCCUGGCCACACUCAUCGCCCAGCUGUUGGUCUCCAAUGGGAUCUAUCAGUACACGAAUACAGAGGUUCGCUCCGUUCGGUCCUGGCUGCCUUGCAUCUUCUUCUCUGGGGGAGUGACUGUAGGAAACAUUGGACGACAGUUGGCAAUGGGUUCAAUUGAGAAACCCCACAACGACUAGAGGUGAGCUAGAGGAGAUCCUCUGCUCUGCUGAAAACCAGCUCGGACUUCCCGCCAACUCUGAACCCUCAGAAUCCCUCAGCUCACCUGAGAGACCUGAGAGAGACGAGACGCUUCUGUCCACUUUACUUUCUCAUCCUUUCAGCUCCUGUUCAUCUCUGAGAAAGAGGAGCCCAGUCUGAGAGGACCUUUGUGCCAACUGGACAGCAAAACUCCAAAUCUGACCCCUGCCUUCAUCAUAGUCAUCAUCAUCCUCAUCAUCAUCAUCGUCCUUAAUCGAUCUGGCACUGUGUGUUGUCUGAUGGGAGGAGGACACUGAGUAGCACAAGGUUAAAUUAAUCCAGACGGACACUUAAAGGACUGAUUUAGCCUGGUGUUGAUUGUGAUGGAGUGUGUGCGUGCGUGUGUGUGUGUGUGUUUGAGCGUGCUCUGAUAUUUUGGGGUAUGUGUGCAGAAGUAAGGAAGUAGGGAUGCACCGAUACGGACGGGAAAUUUGAGGCUGGUGAUAUAUUGAUGAUAUUUGUCGAUUCCGAUGUUACCGACACCAAUAUGCACUUUUAUAUAUAUAUAUUUAUAUAUAUAUAUAUAUAUAACGUACACUCAUUGAAACGUUGAAGUGUAUUUGUAUCAUAUACCAAUUUACAUUAUUGGUAAAACUUUAGUAUUUUUCCAAUUCUGAUACAGUUCAAACAUUUAUAUAUUUUUUUUGCCAAUUCUAAUAUGACUCCGAUAUCCACGUGCAUCCCUAACGUGUAGAUCUGAGAUAUUAGAUCAUACACACAAAAGUGUAAAAAAAAAAAAAAAGAAAGUGGUGGCCAAAUGAGUGCUGCAUUAUAUUUUUAUUUUAUUAUUUUUAUUUUUAUGUUUUUUUGAGGAGGAGGGGAGGGGGGGGGGUGUAUAACUCUAAACGAAAGGGAAUGAAGUUAAGGCUGCGUGUGAAUGUCCUCCAUCCAAAGAGGCACGUUUUGAUUUUUGUGUUAGAUUUGUGUUAUAGAUCACACAGAGUAUUAUUUCGAGAUAUCAGUCUCGUUUAUGGCCAACAAGCAUAGAAAAAAAAAGCAUGUAUUUAGUUUAAAAUAUUACCAAAAGUGUCACAAAAUUAAAACAUUUUUCAAUUUAUAUUUUAGAAAGGACCAGAAAUCCCACAUCCAGAUUUGGACUAGAAUGAAUUUUUAAAAAUAAGACUCCAAGAACAGGUUUAAAAGGGAUUGUUAAGCAAAUAGCAUUAUUUCACCCCUAUAAUAAUGCUAAUUAGUGGGUGUUGAAUUAAUUGAUUACUUCAUAUACUUGCUCAUAUUGUACACUUUAAAUAUGCCCCUAAAGUGUUAGGUGAAGAAUUAAAGGGGCAUUCUGGCCUAAAACUAGCAUUAGCCUUAGUUAUUAUUCCUAAUGCAGAAACAUCUGUGCAUAAUUAGAUAACCAUUUAGUUUGCAUAUCGUCGCUGUUCAAUAAAAAAAACAAGUAUCUUCAAAACAGCAACUUUACAGGAGAGCGAAAAAAAAUAUUUUAAACUUUUAAUGGAAGUCAAUGUAAAAAGAGUUUAUCUCAGGUCAUUUUGAAGUAUUUUAAAAUCAACAAAAAUGGAGAUACUUGUUUUUUUUUUUUUUUAUUGGACAGCGAUGAUAUAUUUUGAUAUCCCACAGGGUUCUACUGCAGGGUCUAUAAAACUGAUGAUAAUUACGGCAGCAGUAUUGUCGUAAUUGGAAGUUUUAGGCUUGCGUACAGGAUUUAAGGGGUUAAGCAUUAAGUCAUUUGAGAUCAUUUGCCUUAGUGUGUAAAGCUCUAGCCGGACGGGAUUAGUUUUAGUUUCUAAGGGGGACGUCUGUGAAAAAUAUUUUAUACUUCUACUCAGUGAUAUAACUCCUGCAUUCGGACUGAAAUUCUAAAAACAAACAGGAGGAUCAGUGAGGUUUUUUUUUUUAGGCUUUUUUCCCGGUCACAUGACAUCACGGCAUUCAGUAGCUCCUCCAUUUCCACUCGCUGUUGUGUUUUAUACAUGGAUCUCCGUGGAAACUGUGGUGUAACCAAAGUGUAAUUACAAUGCAGGUGCGCAGCAGUGGACAAAUAGCAAAUUUAUUAAACGCAAGGAGACAAAACUCUAAAAUUACUGGAGGAGCAGGGAGUUCAGAGAAAAACAGAUAAUUCAGCCUGUAAUUUUUUUUUAUCAGAGGACGUCUGAGAAAAACACGUACAUGAUAGUUCUGGACAGGAAUAAAAUCACAGAGGAUCAAAAAAACCUAUAAAAGAGACAAGAAAGAAAAUUGCCCCAGAACCCCCUGAGAAACGGAUCCCAUCCAGAUAUGGUUUAAGCUCAUAGGUUUUGUACAUCAGUGUUUCACCACUGAUUGACAAUAUUUAUGUCUACAAUACCCAGCAUGCAUUAUCAUUUUGUACAAAACUCGCAGCACCACUAGAAAAUGUUAUAUGUAUGUUUAAUACAGAUACACUUCUUGUGGUUGUGGUGGUUCCUGUUCUGGCUGGAGUGCCCCUUUAACAUUUUUUUAAUUUUAUUUUAUUUUUUUAGAAUUAAUAGCGAAGAAGGUGAUGGUGAUGAAGAGGGUGUGGAUUUUUUUUUCUGCGGCCUUGAAGAUUUGCAAUCUGUGAUUGCCUUUGUAUUAUAAAAUUGAGUGCUUUUGCCACUGUUCCAGAUGACUCUCGCAUGUUCGUUUGUGUUUUUCUUUUUUGUACUUUGUACUUUUUUGUUCAUUGUAUGUUGCUUACCCUGCGUAAUCCUCCAUUCGUUAUCUAAUCAGAAAGACGUUUAAACGCUAGAUAUAGUUUGAAAGCUGGGGAUGUUUUUGAGCAAAGAUUUUUUUAAGUGCAAUCGGUUCUUAUGAGCCUGACGUACCUUCAUAUUUAUUACUAUUGUUUUGUUUCUGGUGUACAGACUCUUCCAGAUCAUUAUGCAGUACGGAGAAACCAGCCGAGCAAUAUCUCUGGAGUUUUUAUUUCGUGUUUUUAUUUCGUGUUUUGUUUUGUUUGGUGUGUUUAGUCGAGGUCUGACCCGCAGUCCAGCGUGUAGUGGUCUAAUCCACGUCUCUGUAAUGAAGAAGAAGAAAUCUCACACACACAGAAAAAAGUAAUUCUAAUGAAACCAAUGACCACCUCCACUGUCUGUAGGUAUUGGUGUUAUUUAGUGUGUUAGUGUGUUAGCGUAGCAGGAUUUAGCAGGUCUGGGUGUGUGUCAUAUGCAGUGCAGCUGCAGGAGAGAUGGAGAACUUCACCAUAUUAACCUGACGUCCACAUCCGAGGCUCUGCUGCAGUUCAGGGAAUGUAGACGAUGUUAAAAACAAAAAAUGAACGAAAGCUUUAUUUUUAUGGAGGAACGGGGUUUCUUUGACUAAAGAGAGAGUGUGUAAGAAACAGAGUGUGUGUGAGUGUGUAAGUAAACGAGAGAAAAAAGAGAGAGAAUGUGUGUGUGAGUGAGAGAGUGUGUCUUUACCAUUUCGGUUGUAUUGUUUCUACUAUACUGGUUAAGUGAGAAAGGAAAAAAAAUGAAGAAAAACAAAUUAAAAAUGAAGAAAAUAAAA